Molecule: messenger RNA, 1420 nt
Organism: Tuber aestivum (summer truffle)
Lineage: Eukaryota; Fungi; Ascomycota; Pezizomycetes; Pezizales; Tuberaceae
Source: the annotation of a GenBank genome assembly
AUGAAAGAAGAAAAGCUGGAUGCAGAAACUCCUUUUGAGCAGUAUGGAAUUGAUUCCAUUAUGAUCACCAAAUUAACUAAUUGUCUGGAGGCUGUUUUCGAAAGAAUACCCAGAACUUUGUUUUUUGAGUGUCAGACCUUAGCAGAAUUAACUGAAUACUUUGUGGAAGUUUAUGCUGAAAAGUUAAUACAGAUUACGGGUUUAAAGGUUUCAUAUUCUGAUUUAUCACCUGUUUCUGUUGAAGCUAUUGAUGAAAUGAAUAGUCAGAGUUCAGCAACAGCUGCUACGUUUAAUGCAGGUGUUCUGUCGGGAAAUAAGAUAGCUCUGCAACCCAAAGAAAUAUCAAAAACAGUGAUCGCAAAGCCGGCGAUUCCGGUGGCUAAAGAGCCUAUUGCCAUCAUUGGUUUAGGGGGAAGAUAUCCGGGUGCUCAAACCAUUGCAGAUUUCUGGGAAAACUUAAAAGCAGGGAAAGACAGCAUCACAGAGAUUCCGGCAGACCGGUGGAAUCUGACAGAUUUCUACGACGAGGAAAAAGGCAAAGCUGGUAAAAGCUACAGCAAGUGGGGUGGGUUCCUGGAGCAUAUGGAUCACUUUGAUCCCUUGUUCUUUAAUAUUUCUGUUCGUGAAGCAGAGUUAAUGGAUCCGCAGGCGCGUCUUUUCCUUCAAACUGCCUGGGAAACACUGGAAGAUGCAGGUUAUACCAAAGCAAAAUUACAAGGAGAAAAAGGCAAGAAUUCUUCAGGCGCGCAAGUGGGCGUAUAUGUAGGCGUGAUGUAUGAAGAAUAUCCGUUAUUUGGUGCAGAAGAGAAUGCAAAAGGCAAUUUCGUAAAUCCUGGCGGAAGUAUCAGCAGUAUUGCAAACCGUGUAUCUUAUUUCUUCAAUCUUCAUGGGCCAAGCAUGGCGGUUGAUACCAUGUGUUCUUCGUCUUUAACGGCUAUACAUCUGGCUUGUGAAAGUAUUCAGAACGGGAGUUGUACUAUGGCUCUUGCAGGCGGGGUAAACCUCAGUGUGCAUCCAAACAAGUAUUUAAUGCUGAGCCAGGGCAGGUUUGUUUCUAGUGAGGGACGAUGUGAAAGCUUCGGUGAAGGUGGCGAAGGUUAUGUGCCAGGGGAAGGCGUAGGAGCUGUAUUGCUCAAAUCAUUGAGCCAGGCUUUGGCAGAUGGUGAUCGUAUUUAUGGUUUAAUUAAAGGGACUUCGCUCAACCAUGGUGGUAAAACGAAUGGAUAUACCGUUCCUAAUCCAAAAGCACAGGCCGCAGUAAUUAAAGCUGCAAUGAAAAAAGCAGAUGUAAAAGCAGAAGACUUCAGUUAUAUCGAGGCGCAUGGAACAGGAACAAGCCUGGGCGAUCCUAUAGAAAUAGCAGGUCUGGCCAAAGCUUUCGAUUCAAAGAACAAACAGUUUUGCAGUAUUGGUUCGGUGA